This is a messenger RNA of Aptenodytes forsteri (emperor penguin), 7305 nucleotides long. RefSeq names its product coagulation factor VIII (gene F8). NCBI's taxonomy places the organism in Eukaryota, Metazoa, Chordata, Aves, Sphenisciformes, Spheniscidae. The transcript has 26 exons. The coding region runs from base 332 to 7033 and encodes 2233 amino acids. Gene Ontology annotation, molecular function: copper ion binding; oxidoreductase activity. The record is from RefSeq and is a predicted model, not a curated record.
CUGCAGUGGAGCUUACCACUGCGCUUGCCCUCCCUUUCCUUUUGUUUUUUCCUCUCCUCCUGUCACUGCCACCCCAGAGGAAGAGAGCGAGAGUCCAUUGCUUGCACGCUCCUUUUUGCACUAACCUGCUCAAGCGAUUCCUCUCCUAAUGCCUUUGAGAAACUCUCCAGCGCUCUGACUGAGCCUGUGAGUGCUGGCUUUAAAUCAUCAUCUCCUAUGGAUUACAACAGCUGGAUGAGAAGAUAAAGGCUUUUCUCUCCUCUUUCCUUUCUCAUUCCUUCCUUUUCACUUUUCCUCCUGAAACCAGAGUCGUUCCCAGCCAGCGGGCACGAUGCUGGUGGGAGCCCUGCGCGGCCUCCUGCUCCUCUGCCUGGUUGAGGAGGGCAUCAGCAAAGUCAGAAGAUACUACAUUGGUGCAGUGGAAACCGCCUGGGACUACACGCACAGCGACCUGCUCUCCGUGCUGCAAGCGCCUGCAAGCAUGUUGGGGCACCCAGACCCACGGCCCCCCAUGCCUGGUGUCCCUCCCUGGUACAGGAAGGCCGUGUUUGUGGAGUACCCUGAUGCCUUGUUCACACAGCCCAAGCCCAAGCCAGCGUGGAUGGGUCUCUUGGGCCCCACCAUCCGAGCAGAAGUCUAUGACACAGUGGUCAUCACGUUUAAGAACCUGGCCUCCCGCCCAUACAACCUCCACGCCAUUGGGGUGUCCUACUGGAAGGCAUCAGAGGGUGCAGGGUACGAGGAUGAGACCAGCCAGCCAGAGAAGGAGGGUGACAGGGUGGAUCCAGGGAAGACACACACGUACAUCUGGGAAAUCCAGCAAAACCAGGGCCCAACGGAUGGCGACUCACCAUGCCUGACCCACUCCUACUCCUCCAACACUGACAGUGUGAAGGACAUCAACUCCGGUUUGAUUGGAGCCCUGCUCGUGUGCCGACCUGGGACCCUGGCAAGCGAUGGGAACGAGGACACGCAGCAAGAGUUUGUGAUGCUCUUCGCAGUGUUUGAUGAAGGGAAAAGCUGGUACUCUGAGUCUGGCUCCCCAGCAGCUCCUCAGCCCCUGUCUCACAACAGGACGGAGCUGCACACCAUCAAUGGCUACAUCAAUGGCUCACUGCCUGGUCUCACACUCUGCCUCAAGAAGCAGGUCCAAUGGCACGUGAUUGGAUUGGGCACUGGGCCAGAAGUCCACUCCGUCUUCUUCGAAGCCCACACGUUCCUGGUGAGAAGCCACCGUCUCAGCAGCCUAGAAAUCUCCCCUGCCACGUAUCUCACAGCCCAGACCAUGCCAGGAACAGCUGGCUGGUUUCGGCUGUUCUGCCAGAUACUGUCCCAUCAGCAAGCUGGCAUGGAGGCCAUUGUGAAGGUGGAAGAGUGCCUGGAGGAGCGCCUGAUGAAGAUGGGGAAGCUGUCAGAUGAGCCAGAGGACAUGGAUUACCCUGAAGAAGAUGAGGAAACUUAUCAUGCUAUCCAAGUGCGCUCUUUUGCCAAAGAGAAACCUGUGACCUGGACUCACUACAUUGCGGCUGAGGAAAUGGACUGGGACUAUGCCCCUGUGAAGCCCGUGUCUCUGGAUAGAAACAUCACGAGCCUGUUCCUGGAGGCUGGCCCUCAGCGGAUUGGUUCACAGUAUAAGAAAGUGAUGUUUGUGGAGUACGAGGAUGCAACCUUCAAGAAGCGCAAGGUGUCAGAUCAACUGGACAAGGGAAUUCUGGGGCCUGUCAUUAAGGGGGAGGUUGGAGAUCAGUUUAAGAUCGUGUUCAGGAACCUGGCAAGCCGACCAUACAACAUCUACCCUCACGGCCUCACCAGCGUAAGGCCAUACCAUGCCAUGAAGCCCUCUCAAGAUAAGGACGUGAAGGACAUUCCUAUACCCCCUGGCCAGUCAUUCACCUACAGUUGGAGGGUCACCACUGAGGAUGGGCCAACUCAGGCAGAUCCUCGCUGCCUCACCCGUUUCUACUACAGCUCCAUCGACCCGGUCCGAGAUACGGCCUCAGGCCUGAUUGGGCCCCUCCUGAUCUGCUUUAAGAAGUCCAUGGAUCAGAGGGGAAAUCAGAUAAUGUCAGACAAGACAAGGUUGGUGCUGUUUUCGGUCUUUGAUGAGAACCGCAGCUGGUACCUGGAGGAGAACAUCAGGCGGUUCUGCACUGAUGCAGCCCGUGUGGAUACGCAGGACCCCCAGUUUUAUGCUUCUAACGUGAUGCACACUAUUAACGGCUUUGUGUUUGACAACCUCCAACCAAAACUCUGCCUGCAUGAAGUUGUGUACUGGUAUGUCCUGAGUGUUGGGGCCCAAACAGAUUUCCUCUCCAUCUUCUUCUCUGGAAACACAUUCAAGCGCAACAUGGUCUUUGAGGAUGUGCUUACACUUUUCCCAUUUUCUGGAGAAACAGUCUUCAUGAGUUUGGAAAAGCCAGGCGUCUGGACGCUGGGGUGCCUGAAUCCUGAUUUCAGAGACCGAGGGAUGCACGCCAAGUUCACAGUCUUGCAGUGCCAGCAUGAGCAAUACCCUGAUGGGGAAGAUUAUGUGGAUUUCGAGGAGGAAGAGGGUGCCUUUGAAUUCCAACCCAGGGGAUUCUCUAAAAGAAAGAGAUGGCGCAGGCCAUGUGUGAAUGAGCAACUGAACAACGUCACCUCUUCCAGAAAUGAGACAGAGAAGCCAAAAUUGUGCUUGACAGAACCCAGCCAUGGGGCUCUCCUGAGCAAUGGCAGGAUUUCUGAUCCCCCUUCCGAUGGCACAUCAACACUUUUAGGAACAAUCCCACAUCCACCUGAUAUUACCAUGUCUUCUCUGCCAGAGACAAACUAUGAGCUAGUGCCCUAUGAAUCCUUCUUGGAAGAUGAAGAAGAAUUGUCAAAAACCAUCAGCCAGGAUGAAGGGUUUGGAGCUCUCUCACCUGGAGAACACUUGGCGAGUGUCACUGGAAGGGUCCAUGGUACUGAGAGCUCAGAAGGUCAGCAAUGGCUGCACCAAGCCACACCAGCUCCAGAAGAUGCUCUGGCAGGAAAGAAGGUGACAAAAAUCUCAGAGGUGAAGGAGCCAAUAAAAAGGACAAUGUCUGGUGGUACAUUAGAGAUCCUGGAAGCAGAGCCUCAAAAGACAACUACUGAUGCAACAAGCUUGUGGGACGCAAUUGCUUAUGCUGCUAGCAAAGCUCCUCUUCAAGAGAACAGGAGCUCAUUUCACCAGAAUGACCUGGAGUGCAAUCUGGGACUUCAAGACACGUCUUCACAGGGUGCUGAGGACACGUUGCUAAGAGGGGCUGAUAAAAUAUCCGUAAAUCUAUACAAGUCAAAGGAGACAAUCAAUACAGAACCAGCUUUAAGUACUGAUCAUAACUGUUCCUCCACACUGGACAAUCCUUCUGCAUCUUCAGAUGAGACAGAAGACAACAAGACUUCUCAUGCUGUCGUUCACAGUCACACCAGAGAAAGCAAUUAUUCAUCAAAUGAGCUAGAUGUUAGGCUGGAAAAAAGACCUCACAAAGUCGUUUCACAAGGCUUUUAUGAAUCUUUUGAAGGUAAAAAUGUUUCUUUCUCAGACCUGGGACCCAGCAAACUUGCACAAGAGCAAAUCCUCACAGAUGAGAGUAACUUCUUGCCUGCAAAAAGCGGCACAGAACAAGAAGCCAGUGAACUUGCCAAAGGCACAAGCCUUCUAGAAACCACCUUUGCACACACCAAUGACCUUGAACCUUCCAGCUAUAUAAUGAUGGAAGAGAGGGAUGAAUUAAUCUUGGAAGCAGUAUUUCAGGAUGCUACAGCCACUAAGGAAUUGCCAGAGAUGGACAGUCUUGCCUUUCCUGAAUCAAAUGUUGUAGCCAAUGACACAAGGCAGUUCCCAAAUGCUUUCUUAAACAGCCCUGAGCAGUUUCUGAGACACAGAGCUCCAGCUCCAAGUGUGAGUGGCCCCAGCUGGAGGCCUCGACAAGCCAGGUCACCGGAGAGCAGAGGCUUGAUGCAUGGCCUGGGUCUUCCCAACACCAGCUGGCCUGGCAGCAGGGAGCCCCUCUCUCAGGGUAACAGAGCAGAGCAGGAUCUGGCCAGCCAGACCCCUGAGACAGCAGUGAAUAAGAAAGCCCCAAAGGUGUGUGGACCUUAUUCCCCUUUUUGCAGUGCUCGCUUCAAAAAGAGGCCCCUGACAUCAAGCGAUACUUUGCCUGAGGUGAUGGUGGCCCAGCAAAGCCUGGAAGAAAAAUCAAAUGUGGUGGAGGGGAGACUACAGCUGGGCAGGAAUGCUCCACAGGCUCUGCUUGCAGAUAGUGCAGAUGAGAUGCAUCCUGAGGGGAGGCCGAGCACAGAUAGGGGUGUACAGAAGAGCAGUGAAGGGGCCCAGCGCAGUGGACGCUCCUUUGCCACACGGAGAGCACUGGGGAGCGAGAAGGCAAUGGCAGCAAGUAGCUCAGAAAUGCAGGCUGCUGCUGUGGCUGCAGACCCGGCCUCAAACUGGGACCUGGUCUCCCUGGGGGCAGCAGGACACGCUGGGGGCUUGCGGAGCCCAGCUUUGGCCGAGCUGCAGCCUGGCAGAGGUGCUGUCUGGGGUGCUCCCGGGAGCAAGCAAGCUCAGGGAAGAAGCCAGAUGGAGGAGGAGACAAAUUCUGUGGAGCAGUUGGGUCAGUUCAGUCCUCAGUCUCAGCAUCUUAAGGUCAAUGCCACAGAGGACUACAUGCCUGAGAGCAUGUCUGGGCAAAGCCCAGAAGAAAUCCCUAUGAAACCAUCCUCCAAAGAGAACUAUUCCCUGUCUCCAAGCAGCCCCGCUAGCAACCACAGCACUAGCAAAAACACAGCCAAAUAUAUGCAAGCCAGUCCGGAUAGAUGGCAGGUGCUUGGUGGGGAAGAUGUCCUCAGAGAAACCAGGAAGAGAGAGGGCCAGGGCCCAGGAGAGCCCAAGGAGUAUGGGGAAAGCAACAGCACAGCUGGGAAGAGGAACCAUGCCCCAGGACAUAGGGAGAGACCAGCUCUGAACAACAGGACCCAUUCCAGCCCCUCAACGCCAAAGGCUGACAAGCCAGACUACGACGAGUAUGGUAACACAGAGCAGACCAUGGAGGAUUUCGACAUCUACGGGGAAGAGGAGCAUGACCCACGCUCCUUCCAGGGGGAGGUACGGCAGUACUUCAUUGCAGCAGUGGAGGUGAUGUGGGAAUACGGGAACCAGAGACCCCAGCACUUCCUAAAAGCCAUCAGGGACCCCUGGAGCGGCAGGAGGAAGCCUUUCCGGCAGUACCGCAAGGUGGUUUUCCGAGAGUACGUGGAUGAUUCCUUCACGCAGCCACUGCUGCGGGGAGAGCUGGACGAGCACUUGGGCAUCCUCGGGCCAUACAUCAGGGCAGAAGUUGAAGAUGUCAUCAUGGUUACAUUCAAGAACCUGGCCUCGCGGCCCUUCUCCUUCCACUCCACGCUGCAAGCCUACGAGGAGACGCAGGGCGCAAUGCAGGGUGGAGAGGUGGUGCAGCCCGGCGAGCUCAGGAAGUACUCCUGGAAAGUCCUGCCCCAGAUGGCACCCACCACACAGGAGUUCGACUGCAAGGCCUGGGCUUACUUCUCCAACAUGGACCUGGAGAAGGACCUGCACUCGGGCCUCAUUGGGCCACUGAUCAUCUGCCGCCGUGGGGUGCUGAGCUUCAUUUUCAGGCGGCAGUUGGCUGUGCAGGAGUUCUCCCUGCUCUUCACCAUCUUUGAUGAGACCAAAAGCUGGUACUUCCUGGAGAACAUGGAGAGGAACUGCCGCCCUCCCUGCCGCAUCCAGCAGGACAACCCUGACUUUAAGAGAAACCAUUCCUUCCACGCUGUCAACGGUUACAUGAGUGACACACUGCCCGGACUGGUGAUGGCUCAGCAGCAACGGGUCCGAUGGCACCUCCUGAACAUGGGCAGCACUAAGGAUAUCCAUUCCAUCCACUUUCACGGGCAGCUGUUCAGUGUCAGGACUAGCCAGGAGUAUCGCAUGGGCGUCUACAACCUUUAUCCCGGUGUCUUCGGGACGGUGGAGAUGUGGCCCUCACAUGCUGGGAUCUGGCGGGUAGAGUGCAAAGUGGGAGAGCACCAGCAAGCCGGGAUGACUGCUCUCUUCCUUGUGUACAACCUGAACUGCCGAAACACCCUCGGCCUGGCCUCGGGUCACAUUGCAGACUCUCAGAUCACAGCGUCGGGGCAGUAUGGGCAGUGGGCUCCUUACCUGGCCAGGCUGGAUAACACCGGCUCCAUCAAUGCUUGGAGCACUGACCGUAGCAACACCUGGAUCCAGGUGGACCUUUUGCAUCUCAUGAUUAUUCACGGCAUAAAAACCCAAGGGGCCCGACAAAAGUUCUCCAGCCUUUACAUCUCCCAGUUUGUUGUCUUCUACAGCCUUGAUGGGCAAAGGUGGAGGAAAUACAAGGGGAAUGCCACCAGCACCCAGAUGCUGUUCUUUGCAAAUGUGGAUGCAACCGGAGUGAAAGAAAAUCGCUUCAACCCUCCGAUCAUAGCCCGGUACAUCCGCAUUAACCCCACUCACUACAGCAUCCGGACCACGCUGCGCAUGGAGCUCAUUGGCUGUGACCUGAACAGCUGCUCCAUGCCCCUAGGAAUGGAGAACAGAGGGAUCCCUGACCAGCGCAUCUCCGCAUCCUCCUACAGCACCAAUGUCUUCUCCAGCUGGUCACCCUCCCAGGCUCGCCUGAACCUGCAGGGAAGGACCAACGCAUGGAGGCCAAAGAGCAACAGCCCCAGCGAGUGGUUGCAGGUGGACUUUGAAGUAACCAAGAAGGUGACUGCAAUCAUAACCCAAGGUGCCAAAGCUGUCUUCACCCACAUGUUUGUGAAGGAGUUUGCUGUCUCCAGCAGCCAGAACGGCGUGCACUGGAGCCCGGUCCUGCAGGAUGGCAAGGAGAAGAUUUUCAAGGCAAACCAAGACCACACCAGCACAGUGAUGAACACCCUGGAGCCCCCCCUCUUUGCCCACUAUGUGAGGAUACACCCCCGCCAGUGGCACAACCACAUUGCCCUGCGAAUAGAGUUCCUCGGCUGUGACACUCAGCAGGAGUACUGACGGCUGCGGGGCCAGGCAUAGGCAGCACCGGUCCAAGGACCCGCAUCCAGCCGGACACUGAACUCUCACCAGGGCCGGAGCCAGCCCUCCAGGGCCCUGGCCACCCCUGCUGCCGGGGAGGAGAAGGCCUGCAGAGCUGUCAUGGUGGCUGGCUCGUUAUCAGCCUCUUCCUUUCCCUCAUCUACCAGAUGCCAUAUAGUCAGACAUAAUGCUGAAGAAUUAAACAGUAAUUUUCCAGUGUAAUGCUGAAGAAUUAAACAGUAAUUUUCCAG